Messenger RNA from Phascolarctos cinereus (koala), 7758 nucleotides. Lineage: Eukaryota; Metazoa; Chordata; Mammalia; Diprotodontia; Phascolarctidae. The record is from RefSeq and is a predicted model, not a curated record.
AGCCGUUGGAAAGCAAUGCACAGCGUGGAGGAGGAUGGCAUGCUUUCUGGGCUAAGAUGCAAAGGGAUAUGCAUUCAUUUUUUACACAAAUUCUGAGUCUGGUUUUAGACGGUGAGAGCCUGAUUCUCGGUGCCUCCCAGAGACAAGAAUGAGUCUCACCUGUCAAAGGAUCGCCUUGGACCAAGAAUGUGAACAAUCGUUGCUAUGAAAAGGAUGUUCAGUAAUCAGGCUUGGCAGGAAAACUUGCUGCAUAACCUUACAUGGGCCGAGCAGGAAACUUUAAGCUGACAAGUCUGUUUUGAGUGAAAUCUGACAGAAGAUGUUACAGCAGUUUUCUCUCUGGAAAUGGCUACCUUUAGGGAUUAUUCUUGGCACCCUUUUCUCAUUUGGCUCUGCGCAGCAUGAGGAUGAUUGUAAGCUGGCUCGGGGAGGCCCACCUGCAACAAUAGUGGCCAUUGAUGAAGAAAGUAAAAAUGGCACAAUCAUCGUGGACAACAUGCUCAUCAAAGGGACAGCAGGAGGCCCCAAUCCUACCAUUGAACUCUCAUUAAAGGACAACAUGGAUUACUGGGUGAUGCUGGAUCCAGUCAAACAGAUGCUCUUCCUAAAUAGCACCGGCAGAGUCUUGGACAGAGAUCCACCAAUGAAUAUCCAUUCCAUCGUGGUGAAAGUCCAGUGUGUUAACAAAAAAGUUGGUACCGUUAUUUACCAUGAAGUUCGGAUUGUGGUGAGAGACCGGAAUGAUAACUCUCCAACUUUCAAGCAUGAGAGCUACUACUCCACAGUGAAUGAGCUAACACCAGUAGGAACCACCAUAUUCACAGGGUUUUCUGGAGAUAACGGAGCCACAGACAUAGAUGAUGGUCCCAAUGGACAGAUUGAAUACAUCAUCCAGUACAACCCAGAUGAUCCAACCUCCAAUGACACCUUUGAGAUCCCUCUCACAUUGACUGGAACUGUCGUAUUGAGGAAGAGACUUAAUUAUGAAGAUAAGACCCGUUACUAUGUCAUAGUUCAAGCUAAUGACCGAGCUCAAAAUCUUAAUGAACGGAGAACCAGCACCACCACUCUCACGAUAGACGUCCUUGAUGGAGAUGAUCUGGGGCCAAUGUUUCUUCCUUGUGUCCUGGUACCCAAUACUCGAGACUGUCGUCCUAUUACCUACCAAGCAGCCAUCCCAGAACUGAGAACACCGGAAGAACUGAACCCCAUCAUUGUCACUCCCCCCAUCCAAGCCAUUGAUCAGGACCGGGACAUCCAGCCACCUUCCGAUCGGCCUGGGAUCCUCUAUUCCAUCCUUGUAGGGACUCCUGAAGAUUAUCCCCAGUAUUUCCAAAUGCAUCUAAGGACUGCAGAGCUCAGCCUCCUGCAGCCUGUAAACAGGGAUUUCUACCAGAAAUUUGAUUUGGUGAUUAAGGCAGAACAAGACAAUGGUCAUCCUCUCCCUGCAUUUGCCAGCCUUCAUAUUGAAAUCUUGGAUGAAAACAACCAGAGCCCUUACUUCACAAUGCCGAGUUAUCAAGGUUAUAUCCUGGAGUCUGCCCCUGUUGGUGCAACCAUCUCAGACAGUCUCAACUUGACCACCCCUCUCAGAAUCGUUGUCUUGGACAAGGAUGUAGAGGACACAAAAGACCCUGAGGUCCAUCUCUUUCUGAAUGAUUACACCUCGGUCUUCACUGUGACUCCUUCUGGUAUAACACGCUACCUCACCUUGCUUCAACCCGUGGACAGGGAAGAACAGCAGUACUACACCUUCUUGAUAACUGCAUUUGAUGGUGUCCAAGAAAGCAGCCCCGUUACAGUAAACAUCAAGGUGAUUGAUGCGAAUGAUAACACUCCAACCUUCCCUGCCAUCUCCUAUAAUGUCUAUGUUUACACAGACAUGAGCCCGGGGGACAGCGUCAUACAGCUCACUGCAGUAGAUGCAGAUGAAGGGUCAAAUGGGGAGAUCUCAUACCAGAUCCUCGUUGGGGAUCAGGGCGACUUCGUCAUCAAUAAGACCACGGGUCUGGUUACCAUCGCACCAGGAGUAGAAUUGACAGUGGGGCGGACCUAUGCCCUCACGGUGCAAGCAGCUGACAAUGCCCCACCUGCAGAGAGAAGGGAUUCCAUUUGCACUGUCUAUAUUGAAGUACUUCCUCCAAACAACCAGAGUCCUCCCCGAUUCCCACAGCUGAUGUACAGCCUUGAAGUCAGUGAAGCCAUGAGAAUUGGGGCAGUUUUGUUGAAUCUCCAGGCAACAGAUCGAGAACAUGAUCCGAUAACGUAUGCUAUUGAGAAUGGAGAUCCUCAAAGAGUUUUCAACCUUUCAGAAACCACUGGUAUUCUUACCUUGGGAAAAGCAUUGGACAGAGAAAGCACAGACCGCUACAUUUUGAUAGUCACUGCUUCUGAUGGCAGACCAGAUGGGACUUCAACAGCCACUGUGAACAUUGUGGUGACAGAUGUAAAUGACAAUGCUCCAACUUUUGAUCCAUAUUUGCCAAGAAACUUAUCUGUGGUUGAAGAAGAAGCCAAUGCUUUUGUUGGACAAGUUAGGGCCACAGAUCCAGAUGCCGGGAUAAAUGGUCAAGUGCACUAUAGUCUUGGAAACUUCAACAAUCUUUUUUGGAUCACUUCAAAUGGAACUAUUUACACAAGAGUUAAGCUUAAUCGAGAAGUAAGAGACUACUAUGAGCUCUUUGUGAUAGCAACCGAUGGAGCCGUACAUCCUCGGCAUUCGACAUUAACCCUAGCAAUAAGGGUCUUGGACAUUGAUGACAAUAGCCCUGUUUUCACUAACUCUACCUACACAGCUGUUGUGGAAGAAAAUCUCCCAGCAGGAACCAUCUUCCUUCAAAUAGAGGCGACUGAUGUGGACCUUGGUGCCAAUGUUUCCUACCGCAUUCGCAGCCCAGAAGUGAAGCAUUUAUUUGCCCUGCACCCUUUCACAGGAGAAUUGUCCCUGUUGAAGAGUUUGGAUUAUGAGUCUUUUCCAGAGAAUGAAGCCUACAUCACUUUUCUUGUGGAGGCUUUUGAUAUUGGAGGAACCAUGCCCCCAGGCAUUGCCACUGUCACAGUGAUUGUGAAGGAUAUGAAUGAUUAUCCUCCUGUGUUUUCAAAGCACCUCUACAAAGGGAUGGUUGCUCCAGAUGCAGUCAAGGGCACACUGAUCACUACUGUUUUUGCUGAAGAUGCUGAUCCUCCAGGGUUACCAGCAAGCCAUGUGCGGUACCGAGUGGAGGACAAACAAUAUCCUUACCCAGCGAGCAUAUUUGACAUAGAAGAAUAUUCAGGACGUGUUGUUACUCGAGUGAAUCUCAAUGAAGAACCCAGUACAAUAUUUAAGCUGGAGGUUGUUGCUUUUGAUGAUGGGGAGCCUGUGAUGUCUGGAAGUGCCACGGUGAAAAUCCUCGUCUUGCAUCCUGGAGAAAUUCCCCGCUUCACACAAGAGGAAUAUAGACCACCUCCAGUAAGCGAACUUGCACCAAUAGGGACUCCAGUUGGUGUUAUCAACGCAGCAGCCAUCAAUCAAAGUAUUGUAUAUACUAUUGUUUCAGGAAAUGAAGAUGAUCACUUUGGGAUUAAUAACAUCACAGGUGUGAUCUAUGUCAAGGCACCUCUCGACUAUGAAACAAAGACAAGCUAUGUGCUCCGAGUCCAAGCCGAUUCCUUGGAAGUGGUUCUGGCCAACCUGCGGGUCCCUUCUAAAAGCAACUCAGCCAAAGUGUACAUUGAGGUUCAGGAUGAGAAUGAUCAUGCUCCGGUCUUUCAGAAAAAGUUGUACAUCGGAGGAGUGUCUGAAGAAGCACUGAUGUUUUCCUCUGUGCUCAGAGUAAAGGCAACUGAUAAAGACACCGGUAAUUAUAGUUCCAUGGCAUACAGACUUAUCAUACCUCCAAUUAAAGAGGGAAAGGAAGGAUUUGUGGUGGAGACAUACACAGGUCUUAUAAAGACUGCCAUGCUGUUCAAAAACAUGAGAAGGUCCUACUUCAAGUUCCAGGUCGUUGCAACAGAUGAUUAUGGGAAAGGACUUAGUGGCAAAGCUGAUGUCCUGGUAUCUGUGGUCAAUCAGUUGGACAUGCAAGUCAUUGUCUCCAAUGUGCCUCCAACGCUUGUGGAGCAGAACAUCGAAGAACUGACACAGAUUUUGGAUCGCUAUGUACAAGAACAGAUUCCUGGUGCCAAAGUUGUGGUGGAAUCCAUUGGUGCCCGGCGGUUUGGAGAAGCCUAUUCUCAAGAAGACUACACCAAGUCUGACCUGGUUGUCUAUGCAAUUGACCCCCAGACCAACAGAGCAAUCAGCAGGAAUGAACUUUUUAAGUUCCUAGAUGGGAAACUGCUAGAUAUUAAUAAAGACUUCCAGCCAUAUUAUGGUGAAGGAGGACGAAUUUUGGAAAUCCGCACACCAGAUGCAGUGGCGUUGGUUAAAAAACAUGGGCAGUCUUUUGGCUAUACUGAAGGGGCACUGCUUGCACUAGCCAUGAUUAUCAUCCUCUGUUGUAUUCCUGCCAUCUUGGUCGUGUUGGUCAGCUACAGACAGUUUAAAGUACGACAAGAAGAAUGCACCAAGACAGCCAAGAUGCAGGCCCUGGCAGCGCCCAAGCCAGCAGCCCCAGCCCCAGCAGCAGCAGCAGCACCUCCUCCACCACCACCACAAGCUCCCCCAGGAGGUCCCCAUCUCUACGAGGAGUUGGGUGGAAGUACAAUGUAUGAAAUGCCCCAGUACGGAAGUCGGCGGCGGCUGCUGCCACCUGCUGGUGAGGAGUAUGGCGAAGUGGCGGGAGAAGCUGAGGAAGAGUAUUACCCAGAGGAGGAGUGGGCCAGGAAAAAAAUGAUCCAGUUAGCUGUUGAUCGAGAAUAUGAAACCAGUUCUACUGGAGAAGACAGUGCCCCUGAGUGCCAGAGGACCUGCCUCCACAAUCCCCAAGUUCACAACAAUAUCAAUGGCAACAUCUACAUUGCUCAGAAUGGGUCAGUGGUGAGGACCCGCCGGGCUUGCCUCACUAAUAAUUUGAAAGUCCCUUCCCCUGUCAAGAUGGGGAAGCAUUUUAAGAAGCUUGACAAGUUAGCGGUGACACAUGAGGAGAGUGUCCCACUGAACACAUUAUCCAAGGGGGCAUUUUCCAGUGAGAAACUGAACACUAGGCCUCCUCUUGUUUCCUUUGCCCCUGGCCCAAUGGGGGCAGAUGGUUCUGCAGGAAAACUUGGGGGUGGCAAGAUCAAAAGCACAGCAGAACAGGAGUCCAGGAUUGACAGUCAAGACAUGAAGGGGGUCUUGGAUUUCCCAAGUGACCACACACAGUCCGAUGAUGAGGAGCUCUGGAUGGGUCCUUGGAACAACCUCCACAUACCAAUGACAAAACUGUGACCACUUUUUAGAUUUUAUUUUCAUUUCUACUUGAGUUUGUAAUAAACAAGGCUUUUUAUUGUCACCAAGACAACAACAUAUUGGGAUUUGUACUGUGCACAGGAGUUGUGACUUUGGACAAGCUGCUUUACACAAGGAGGAAGGAUUUGCACUGGGAUUUGUACCAAGUCGUUGUUCUUCCCAGCAAUUCUUUUUAAAAGGAACUCAAAAAAAUUUGACUAAAAAAAAAAAAGAAAUAUAUCAUUAAACACUUAGCAGUUUUGUUUGAUAACGAUUUAUUGUUUUAAUAAACAGCAAAUAACAUACUAAAUAAUCACCUACAUUUUGUUGACUUGCCAUGAAAUAUGCUACAUAUCUAACACCUUGCUGCAUUUUUAGCAUACGUACCGCCCAAAAAAGAAGGGAAAAUUUGUAUUGGAUGAUUUAUAUUGGUAACCAGUUUAUACAACUGAUGUCUAUAAAGCCUCAAAAAUUUUUUUAUGAAAGUUGAACUUGUAGAUUUUAUGACUGUGAUAACAGACAGGGGCUCUUCUGUAAUCUAUUCUGAAUGUUGAUUAAGAAAUGCCUCUAUUUUCCUUCUUUCAUUUUCAGUUAUCUCCUACAUUAUAUUUUUACUUCCCUUACUCCCUAAGCAUUAUACUAGAUAGCACACUCUGGUUAGCAUUACCACCUAUAUUUUACCAAGAUAUGCUGCAUUUUCUUUUUUAUGCUCCUCCUAAACAAGGAAAUGGGUGAUUUAGAAUAGAACAAUGGGAAACCGACAUCAAGUGUAACAUAAAUCUUCAAUCUCCCAACAGGCUUACCGGUAGGUGAAGGGUCAAAUAGGCAACAAUGAUUCUAAAUUCACGAUUUCAAAUUUAGCACAUGGUGUGGACAAAUGAGCCACACAGCUCUAAAUAAAUCAUAAACAAACAAUAGAAUAAAAUCACCUGAACACGAAUGAUCCAGAAACACAUUAACUUUGGAGAACCGUGUUCAGUCACUUCUUGCACCUCAACUCCCUGCACCUCACUUAUUUAUAUCCAGCCCAUUUCACUAGUUACACAAAUGAAUUAGAGAAGUCGUAUUCUGUAGCAAAGAGCAUGUUCUUUGUUCUGAUUAUUUCCCCAUUAAACUGAGCACAUAAUUGGAGCCAAAAAACAUACUCUCAUCAUGGAAAUAUAGUUUGCCCUCUUUAUUCUACUCUUAUCUUUUCUGUAAUAAGAAUGAAGUUUUUGCUAUAAUGAAAGAAAAAUCUGAAAACUGCUGAAUGUUGUUUCAUCUGGCAGAUUAUAAUUCUUUUUGUGAAAAUCUAGGUAAAUGUUUCAUCCCUCCACUCCCAAUUUUGCCUGAUAACUGAGAAAGUGCUAUCAGAUUGAAAUGACUGUUUUUCACAAAACACCUUUAGGGAAUUUUAAUGUUACUCAUUGCUAAUCCACCAACAUAAAAAGGUGAACACAAAUUCAUUGGAUGUUACAAAUAUAUUGUGUCUUUAUAGAGAAACCAGUUCAACUUGGGGUCAGUGCUGAGUAAAGAAGUAGUCCUCAUCUACACAACAAUAAGAAAGGUUUUCAUUGGAACAGUCAUAGCAGACUCUCCUACCUACUACAAAUGGUUGGACCCCCCCCCACCCCUGCCAACACCUAAUCAGAGUGUUGUUAUGGUUGUCGUCCUUUGUUCCCAAAGAGGACCAACAUGACAGCACUAUGCUGGAGGCAAGUUACAGUAUGUCCAACUGUGGCCGACCAGACCAAUAUGAGCCCAGAAUGCUCUAUCACAAGUCAGGUACAAAUAGUCCACAUGAACCUUUGGGAUGGAAACGCCACUCCAGAGCACGGUAGAACCCAAGAGAACAGGCGAGUUAAUCUUUGUCAAUUACUGUCACAGCUAAGUUGUAGAUUCUCAGACCAAGGCUCUUGGACUAGACUGUCCCUGUCAGCCUAUCUCCGAAGUAGCCAAUGAGAUAAUGAGACAAGGGAACAAGAGGAAUUAAGAGAAGUUCCAAAUCAUCCAACUGCCAGUUGCGCAGGAUCCUGGUUUUAGGAAAUUGUGAGCAAAUACACUAGAGUCAGAUGAUUUCACACCAAAGAUAACACUGACGGUCACUUCCACGUGACAAAGUAAAGUAUGUCCUCAGAGGAUUACAUGACCAAAAAGAAAGAUGGACCGGUCACCGAGAGAGAAUGAGUGUUGACUAAUGGACAGCCAGCGUGAGUCAUGGCUACUCAGGGAAUUUCGAGCAGUCUUGAGGAAGACCACCAAUAUGUUGGGUGGACCCCUUGAGUGCAUUUAUUGGAGGACAGAGUCAAGGAUUGAAGAGGAUAGGCAAGCAUCUGUUCUGGUGAAAGGAAUUCCCUUAUGGAUAAUAUUCAAUUCAAUCCAGCAAACAUAUUUAAGCAUCUCCAAUGUCACAGGCAUUGGAAUUGCAA